Molecule: messenger RNA, 914 nt
Organism: Centruroides sculpturatus (bark scorpion)
Lineage: Eukaryota; Metazoa; Arthropoda; Arachnida; Scorpiones; Buthidae
Exons: 4
Coding region: 105-914 (269 amino acids)
Source: RefSeq, a predicted model, not a curated record
GGGUAUUUCGUAGGAUUGCGUUCAUUGUACGAUGCUUCUUUUUGUUGUAUGUUAAUUUUGUAUAAGGAGAGAAAAUAUAUAUUGAUGAUAGUUGUCGAAAUUAAAUGAUAGAAAAAGUGGCGACUGCACUAUUAUCUUUAUUAUUGCUGGAAGAAUUAGAUGAGGAAUCUGAAGCGAGCGAAGAAGAAAUGGAAUCUGAAGAAGAAACGAACGAAGUCGAAAAUCCCACUCCAAUAGUUAAUAACGCAUCAAAUAACGAUUCGAAUAAUUCUUCUAGGGUCAAUUCAGAUAAAAUUUAUGUUAGAAUCUUGCCAAAGCCUUCUAAUGAAACAGGAAAUAAAACUGAUAAUAUAAAAUUAAUUUCUCCUCCUGAAAUCAUUCAUCCUAUUCCUGUAAGUCAAAUAAAACAAGAAGUAGAAGAAGUGAUUCUUCCAAGUAAUGAUGAACAUCUUAUUUCAAAUCAAGUUUCCCAAGCUUCUUCAGCAGCUACUUCAGUUCAGACUACUACAGUUCCAAAAGUUUCUAUAGAUACUUCUAUACAAAAUUCUCAAAUUCCCAUAAUUACAUCAGUUAAUAAUGGACAUGUACCCCAUGUUUCUAUGAUAUCAUUUCAAAAAGUACCUGACAUAUCUCCUCAAGUUCCAAUAAUUACUUCAGUACAGAGUGAGCAAUCUUCUCAACUUCCUAUGAUUACCUCAGUACAGAGUGGUGAUAUUGAUGAUUUGAUUAACAGUGACUAUAAGAUUAAAAAGCAAAAUGUUCCAUCACCACCAAAUGAAAUCAAAAUCAUCACUAUACAAAAAAGUGCUGUAAAAAAUAGACACAACUCUGCAUGGAUGAAAUAUAACUCAAUCAAUCAGGACAAACAAGUACUGUACUUUCUAAAAAUUACUCCAUANUCAUUAUUCAUAUGA